Cetraspora pellucida is the source of this 1659-nucleotide messenger RNA. The record is from the annotation of a GenBank genome assembly. Lineage: Eukaryota; Fungi; Glomeromycota; Glomeromycetes; Diversisporales; Gigasporaceae.
AUGGUAACUCAAUUAUCACCAGAAUUAUUAGGAAAUGUCUUCGAACAAGUCGAUAACGAUAUUGCAACUCUAUGGUCCAUGUCAUUAGUAAAUCGUUUUUGGUGUAGAGUUGGAAUUCCUAUAUUGUGGCGAACACCUUUUAGAAUGAAUGUGCGUUAUUUAUGGCGUCAGUCAUAUUACAACAACUUUGCACCAAGGCUUCAUAACAUUGUUCCUAUUCUCAUGUCAUUUCUCGAUUCUGAAUCAAGACUGUUUUUAAAGGACAAAGAUAUAUUCAUUGCUUCUGAGCCAUCAUCUAAUUUCAAUUACGUAUCAUUUUUAAGAGAAUUAGACAUUCAUGUCUUACAUGAAAUUGUUGAUGAAUGGCUUGAUCAAUUUGGUGUUAAUACAAUUAGUGACUAUACAAAUGAUCGUGAAAAUCCAGUUAUCAUAAACGGACAUCACUAUAAGAAAAAUAGAACGAUAUAUUUAGUUAUUGAAAUAUGCAAGCUCAUAUUAAGAUGUUCCAACAAAAUCACUAGCCUUUUUAUAAGCAAUGAUAUUUUUAAAGGUGACCUCAUUAUACCAUAUUGCACUUUCCUAAAGAAUCUGGCAUCGUUUCAUGGUGCUACUAAAUCUUUAUCACAUCUGGAAACUCUGAAUAUUCGAGGACCAUACAUAGAUGAUGACUUACUAUUUAAUCUCUCAAAAAUUUGUCACAAUGUUUUAACUCUUGAUCUUAAUGUUAUGAAUGGAUAUUUUAAAUCCAAUUUUGCAACAAAUUGUCUUCCAAAGUUCAUCAAAAAUCAACUUAAUUUGCAAAAAAUUUGCUUAAGUUGUUUCUAUAAAGACAUAUCACCUAUCAUCGAAGCAUUGCAAACGCAAAUUCAUUCCCUCACUGAUAUUCAGUUUACAUCUUGUAGAUUUUCUCAAAGUUCAUUGAUGGAGUCUCUUAUGACAAAAUGCUCUAAAUUAAGAUCCAUCACACUUAAGUCACAUUUGAAUGAACUUAAAGAUAUGAAAUUAAUGUUACAACCACUGGUCAAUUGUAAUUUGACCAUGCUACAACAUCUUUCACUCGAUGUGUGGAGUUAUGAGGAUAGUCGGUUCGAAACUGUCGCGAGUUAUUUGCAAAAAGUACUUGAAUGUCAUGGCAAAUUCUUAAAUCAAUUAAGACUUCGAUUCAAUUAUAGCAAAAACCCUAAUAUUCUGAAUGAAAUAGGACAAUACUGCCUAAAUUUGAGUACCCUUAUUUUUCCUUUCCAUAGACGAGAAGACCUUGAACAUCUACUUCAUCUUUUACCAAAGUUGAAACAUUUAAAGGAAUUGAUUAUUGAAGCUUGGAACAGAGUAUAUUGUGCUGAUGAGUUCUUUCCACAUGUUGGCGAUCUCAUUCUUCAAACAACACCUCGUAAUUUUGAAAUGCAUUGGAUAAUAAAUCAUGAGAUCAUUGAAAACUUUUUGAAAAAAUGCAAUAAUCUAUCAGAUCAUAUAAAAUCCUUUACAUAUUAUUGUAAAGACGAUCCAGAACUUCAUUAUCGUAUUUUUCGCGCAUAUGGAAACAUGCUCGAAAAAAAAGGACUCAUUCGAGACUCAUCGAUCAAGAUUUUAACCCAAUAUUUCUCUUCAAAUAUGCAACGAGAAUUGAGUUAUCAUAUCAUUAUUUUUAGAGUUAUUUGA